Messenger RNA from Paramecium sonneborni, 1479 nucleotides. NCBI's taxonomy places the organism in Eukaryota, Ciliophora, Oligohymenophorea, Peniculida, Parameciidae. The record is from the annotation of a GenBank genome assembly.
AUGUAAUCAAUACAACACCAGAUCUUAUCGACAUGGUAAAGAAAUAAUUGUAUCAUCAUAGGUAUUGUGCAAAUUACAAUUUUAGAGCCUUAUUUUAAUAUGAAAUAAAGGAAGAAGGUUACAUAAUGGGAUAAGAGAUAAAGAGAAAUGAAGACAUUUUGAAUUCAGUGAUUCAUACGAUUCGAUUUACUUAUAGAUAAGGAUUUUAAGCAUAUCAAUGUCAGGAUAGUAAUUUAACAAGUGAUUCUGGAUGGGGUUGUGUAAUUAGAGUAGGAUAAAUGAUGAUGGCAGAACUCUUAAAGAGACAUUUGAAACAUUUCUAUAAAGUGGAUCUAUUUUAAGUUCCUAAUCUAUUAGAAGAUGUAUUGUAAUAAUUUAAUGAUGAUGAUGAAAAGGAAAGUUAAAAAGGAAUAAUUAUUAAGGCUAAGCAUGGAUUCUCUAUUUAAAAGAUAAUGAGGAUAGCCUUUAAGGAAUGGGGUAAGAAACCUGGAGAAUGGUAUAGUCCAAAUCAAAUUGUUUAGGCGAUUUACAAAAUUCUAUCAGAAAAUAAUAUUCCAUGUAAUUUUUAUAAUUUAAGAGUAAAAGAUUGUUAUGGCAUUGGUUUUGUACCUUUCUAUGAAAGUUAAAUAGACCUUAGAGCUAUAGUAUAAGAAAUGUGUAUGAUAGAUAAUUGUACCUGUCUAAAGAGAGUGUUUUCAAUCGAAUAAUUUUUAAAAGAAUUAGAUAAACUAUAAAUCACUAAGGAAGAAGUAGUUCAAGUUAUACAUGGUAAAGAUUCAAUUAAAGAUGAAUGUUUAGAAGGUCAUUCUGAAAAAUACAAGAUAGAUAUUGCAAAUCUAUUUAAGAAAUACAUUUGUGAAAAAUGUUUUAUUCCUUCUAGAGCUGUUGCUAUCUGUUUAUUAAGUAGAAUUGGAUGUGAUGAACCUAAUCCUGAUUAUAUUAAAGCUAUACAAUAAUUUAUGAAGAAAAGCUAUUUUGCUGGAAUGUUAGGAGGUAAACCUAAAAAAGCUAAUUUCAUUGUCGGAUUUGUUGAUAAUUAAUUUGUUGUCUUAGAUCCACAUUUAGUCUAAGAAACUAAAAUGAAUCCAGAUGAAUAUGUUAAAUCAUGUUUCCCUUCAGAAGCUCUAUUUAUGAAUGAUACAGAUAUUGAUUGUUCACUUGGUUUACUCUUCUAUCUUUAGAAUUUCUAAGACUUGAUUGAAUUGAUCUAUGAUAUUUAAGUUCAUCAGCAAAUUAAUUUCUUCUCUUUUGUUCAACUUUAACAUUGGAGAUAUUCAGGAAUUAAAAAAGAAUAAUAACUUAUUAAAAUUAAAGAAUUCUAAGACUCCCUAAACAAAAAUUACAUUUAAUAAUAAUAAUCAUAAAUAUUGAAUUUGGAUAUUUCCACCUAUCCAGAUGAACUCUACUGUGAAAAUAAUUAAUAUACCCAUCAAAAGUCAACUAUUAAGGAUGUAAACUCUAGUUUUGAAGAACUCUGAC